Messenger RNA from Schizosaccharomyces cryophilus OY26, 1858 nucleotides. Its product is annotated as dihydroorotate dehydrogenase Ura3. The transcript has a single exon. Gene Ontology annotation, molecular function: dihydroorotate dehydrogenase activity. Gene Ontology annotation, cellular component: cytoplasm; mitochondrial inner membrane. The coding region runs from base 296 to 1636 and encodes 446 amino acids. NCBI's taxonomy places the organism in Eukaryota, Fungi, Ascomycota, Schizosaccharomycetes, Schizosaccharomycetales, Schizosaccharomycetaceae. The record is from RefSeq and is a predicted model, not a curated record. Gene Ontology annotation, biological process: 'de novo' pyrimidine nucleobase biosynthetic process; pyrimidine ribonucleotide biosynthetic process.
UGCAAAAUGCAUUCUCUCUCAGAGCGUAUACCUCUGCUUGCACUUGAAGUUUGAACCUGCCUUGAAAUUUAACUAUAAUUCAUCGUUUCUUUAGCAGUUCGUUCAUCUUCGUUUUCUUAUCCUCCGAUUAAUUACGACCGAUCGAAACCUCAUUCUUUGCUAAUUCUCUCUUGCUUUUAAUUUAAUAUUUCCGUAUAAUUUGUACCUUUUUGUUUUUAUUCUUAAUUUUUUUGGGUUCUUAGAUUCGAUCCUCAUAUUUGACAUUAAUUUCUGUCGUUCAUUAAAUUCAGCGAAUAUGUUGUCCCGCAAUGCUUAUCGUCUUCUUUCCAGAAACGUAUUCAAACACGGUGGUAAAAGUUUUCAGUCUAAUUUACACUCUGCUUCUUCCAAGCCAAAUUCUUUUUUUCGAGGCAAUUGGAAGCUUUGGAGCUUACUUGGUAGUUUCUCUGCCGGUUGGAUGAUAUAUGACAUGUCUGAUGUACGCAGCUUUAUCCAUGGUCGCAUUGAAAUGCCAUUGUUCCAUGCUUUUACUACGCCAGAGUUUUCUCACAGCGUAGCUGUUCUUGCUGCCUCUUGGGGCAUCACUCCUCGUGACUUUACUCUUGACGACCAAGCUUUAGCUGUAGAGGUUUGGGGAAAGAAAUUUUCUAAUCCCGUCGGUUUGGCUGCUGGUUUCGACAAGCAGGCUGAUGCUAUUUCCGGUUUAUUGAAUUUCGGGUUUUCAUAUUUGGAAGUUGGUUCUGUCACUCCCUUGCCUCAACCUGGUAAUCCCAAACCUAGAUACUUUCGCUUGGAUCCCGAUUUAGCAGUGGUGAACCGUUAUGGCUUUAACUCACAAGGUCACGAAGCUAUUCUCGAAAAGGUUCAAAAGCGUAUUCGGAAGUAUAUUGCUAAAAACAAGCCAGGGCUUUUGAAAGAUUUCGAUGCAAACCCUGCUGCUUACACUGAUCCCUCUGUUCUUGGCGUCCCGCGUAGCUUACUUCCCAACAAGUACUUAGGUAUUAACUUGGGAAAGAACAAAAACGGAAAUGAGAUUGAAGAUUAUGUAACGGGUGUCCGCAACUUUGGCAAUUAUGCCGAUGUUUUGGUCAUCAAUGUUUCUUCUCCAAAUACUCCUGGUCUCCGUAGUCUCCAAAGAAAGUCUGCCUUAACUGAACUAUUGUCAGCCACCAUUGCCGAACGCAAUAAGCUGAAUGCUCCUAAUCCUCCGCUUGUGGUUAAGAUUGCUCCCGACUUGUCCGAAACAGAGCUUGCCGACAUUGCUGCUGUCUUGAAAAAAUGCAAGGUUGACGGUGUAAUCGUCGGCAACACUACCAUUCAACGUCCUGAUACCUUAAAAUCCACGAAGCACGUUCAAGAAACAGGUGGUUUGUCUGGUCCUCCCUUAAAGCCCAUUACUCUGAACACCCUCCGUACAUUACGGAAACACUUGUCAUCUGACAUUCCUAUUAUCGGCUGUGGUGGUAUUUCUAAUGGUAAAGAUGCCAUUGAAUAUGCUCGCGCUGGUGCUUCUAUGGUUCAAGUAUACACUGCUCUUGGUUACGAUGGACCUGUUGUCGCCCAUAAAAUUAAGCAAGAAAUUCUUGCCGAAUUGAAUGGAAAGCGUUGGGUUGAUAUUGUUGGUAAGGAGAAUUAAGCGUUACUGAGUGCUCAAACAAAAUUGUAUAAUUUAGCACGAUAGAAUCAUACAUGUGUAUAUAUUUUUGGUUUCCUGAAUAUAGAAAAAAGGCAUAUCCGAUUGCUGCUUUCAGUGUAACAUAAUAAAUUAAAUAAUUCUUAGAUUUAAAAUAGAACUUAGUAUUUUGUUUGAAUUCAAUAUUAGGAUUUGAUUUAAUGCCUGUGAGACAAUCGUUUAUAC